GCUGCGAGGCCCCGUGCCAGGGAGGGUCGGUCACGGGUCUUCACUCACCGCUGUCUUCUCCCGCUUUCCCUGGCAGUUUCCUUACGCCGCCCCACCUCCCCAGGAGCCAGUGAAGACGCUGAGAAGCCUGGUCAACAUCCGCAAGGAUACACUGCGGCUCGUCAAGUGCGCCGAGGAGGUGAAGACCCCGGGGGCCGAGGCCGGCAGAGCCAAAGUCCACUACAACGUGGAGUUCACCUUCGACACCGACGCCCGCGUGGCCAUCACCAUCUACUACCAGGCCACCGAGGAGUUCCAGAACGGCAUCGCCAGCUACAUCCCCAAAGACAACAGCCUGCAGUCGGAGACGGUGCACUACAAGCGCGGGGUGUGCCAGCAGUUCUGCCUGCCCUCCCACACCGUGGACCCCUCCGAGUGGGCCGAGGAGGAGCUCGGCUUCGAUCUGGACCGGGAGGUCUACCCGCUGGUGGUCCAUGCGGUGGUGGACGAAGGAGACGAGUACUUCGGCCAUUGCCACGUGCUGCUGGGCACUUUCGAGAAGCACACGGACGGCACCUUCUGUGUCAAGCCCCUCAAGCAGAAGCAAGUGGUGGACGGGGUCAGCUACCUGCUCCAGGAGAUCUACGGGAUCGAGAACAAGUACAACACGCAGGAUGCCAAGGUGGCUGAGGACGAGGUGAGUGACAACAGCGCCGAGUGCGUGGUGUGCCUCUCGGACGUGCGGGACACCCUCAUCCUGCCCUGCCGCCACCUCUGCCUGUGCAACACCUGCGCCGACACCCUGCGCUACCAGGCCAGCAACUGCCCCAUCUGCCGCCUGCCCUUCCGGGCGCUGCUGCAGAUCCGAGCCAUGAGGAAGAAGCUGGGCCCCUUGUCCCCGACCAGCUUCAACCCCAUCAUCUCCUCCCAGACCUCCGACUCGGAGGAGCCCUCGUCCUCCGAGAACAUCCCGCCGGGCUAUGAAGUGGUGUCCCUUCUGGAGGCCCUCAACGGGCCCCUCACCCCGUCCCCCGCGGUCCCUCCACUGCACGUGCUGGGCGACGGCCACCUCUCAGGAAUGCUGCCCGCCUACGGCAGCGACGGCCACCUGCCCCCCGUCAGGACCCUCUCCCCGCUCGACCGCCUGCCCGACGGCAGCAGCCAAGGACUCAAGCUCAAAAGGAGUCUCUCCAAGUCCAUCUCCCAGAAUUCCUCGGUGCUGCACGAGGAGGAAGACGAGCGUUCCUGCAGCGACUCGGAGACGCGCCUCUCUCCGCGGCCGGCCGCGCAGCAGCCGGGAGAGGAAUGUGGCGUCACUCCAGACAGCGAGAAUCUCACCCUGUCGUCAUCAGGGGCCAUUGACCAGUCAUCUUGCACGGGGACGCCUCUCUCUUCCACGAUUUCCUCCCCAGAAGACCCUGCCAGCAGCAGCCUGGCCCAGUCGGUCAUGUCCAUGGUGUCCUCCCAGAGCCAGCACUCGCAGCUCAGCACCGACACGGUCUCCUCCAUGUCCGGCUCCUACAUCGCCCCCGGCACGGGCACGGGCACGGGCACGGAGGACGAGGGAGAGGCGCUCCCCUCCCCGCUGCCCACCAGCAGGGCCGCUUCCGAGGAAGGAGAGGCGAUGCCGGCGGCGUCUCCAGACAGCAACUUCGUGGGCCUCGCUGACGAGCAGGACGCAGAGGGCAAUGACGUCAUGGAGGAAGACGAUGGGUCCCCCACACAGGAAGACGGCCAGAGGACGUGCGCGUUUCUAGGCAUGGAGUGUGACAAUAACAAUGACUUUGACAUCGCAAGCGUGAAAGCACUGGACAAUAAGCUGUGCUCUGAGGUCUGCUUACCGGGCACCUGGCAGGCCGAUGACAACGCGCUCAGUCGUCGGCACCCUCGGCGUCGGCGCCGGUCGUCCAGCAGCCUGGAGGAUGCCGAGAGCGGGCGCUGCGUGUGGGGGCCUCUGGCCGUCUGAGAGCCCGCCCCAGGCCAGAGCCUCCUCCGGUCCCCGCAUCCCAUCCUGGACUCACUGGACCAUGGCCUCCUGGGCAUCCUCAGCGGGACACGUGGAGACUUUUACACCCACGUGCGAGCUGGGCGUGGAGGCCAGCCUGCUCCUCCCGGCCCCCAGCCUUCCAUCACCAGGACCCCGGCCCUCUCCGAAGGGGCUGGACGCCUCCUUCCUCCUCAGAGACCCUCUGGAACGUUCCCACUGUAUCUUGAUCUUCAGGGGAGCCACGCCCACAGGCUGGCGUCUCGAGCAUCUCUCUUCUCCGUGGCGGGUAGACCAGAAGGCUCGGAGUCUUAGCGGCUGCGUUGCAGGCGUUUUUAGGUGUCAGGGACAGCAACUCCAAUUUGAAACCUCCAGUUCGGGGUGGAUUUGAGGGAGACACGUGAGAAGGCAAAGCCAUGUUGCACUGUAUGCGGAGUUUCCUUCAAGGACAAGAGAAAUGGUACCAGCCCACCAGACGGUUGGUUGAAAAGACAGUUCUUGCUUCCAGCAGGCGAGCUGGUCUAAGCCUCAUGUCUUGCUUAGAGAGGAGGCCUUGGACCUGAGACAUGCCCCCCCCCCCCCCAGUUACAUGACCGCCCUCGGGAGGGUCUUAGAUCAGGUACAUCCGGGAAGGCCUGGGACUCCACCCUAAGGUGACAUUUCAAAACACAUUUGUGACCCCCUCU
Molecule: messenger RNA, 2649 nt
Organism: Myotis lucifugus (little brown bat)
Lineage: Eukaryota; Metazoa; Chordata; Mammalia; Chiroptera; Vespertilionidae
Product: E3 ubiquitin ligase RNF157
Exons: 17
Biological process (GO): protein ubiquitination
Cellular component (GO): cytoplasm
Molecular function (GO): ubiquitin protein ligase activity
Source: RefSeq, a predicted model, not a curated record